UCGAAAAAGACAAGAUAGAGUCAAAGACAAGAAGACCAAACCCAUCUCUCUCUCUCUCUUUCUCCCAAAGGAGGUCCCCCUCCAAUCCGUUUUCCACUCUACCCAUCAACCAACAACAAACACAAACAUUCCUCUCUCUCUCUCUCUCUCUAUUUUCAUAUUUUAAGCAAACCCCACAACCAUCACCAUCAUCAUCACUCUUACCACCUCAUGAAGCCUCCCCUCUCUCUCUCUCUCUAUCUCUCUCUCUCUCUCUCUUGCUAUUUUACAAACAUAUCAUUUGGCUAUAUAUCUUUCUCUUUAUCUCCAUCAACCAAGUUAAAAACAGAAACAAAAGGCUCUCCACUAUAGAUCUAACCAAAUAUAUCCAUCCAAAACAAUCUAAAACAAAAUGAGAAAGCCGGAUCUAAUGGGGAAAGAUAGAGUGAACAAUAACGCUACCAAAGCUAAGCUUAGAAAAGGGUUAUGGUCACCAGAGGAAGAUGAGAAGCUCAUCAAGUACAUGUUAACAAAUGGUCAAGGAUGUUGGAGUGACAUUGCCAGGAAUGCUGGUUUGCAAAGAUGUGGAAAGAGUUGCCGUCUUCGUUGGAUUAACUAUUUGAGACCUGACCUCAAAAGAGGUGCUUUUUCCCUUCAAGAAGAGGAGCUUAUUGUCCAUUUGCACUCCAUUCUUGGCAACAGGUGGUCUCAAAUUGCGGCUCGUCUUCCUGGAAGGACAGACAACGAAAUAAAGAAUUUUUGGAAUUCAACGUUAAAGAAAAGAUUGAAGAUGAAUAAUAACAAUAAUAGCAAUCCUUCCACAGCAUCACCCAACGACAGUGAUUCUUCGGAACCAAGAGAUGUCAUAGGAAAUAUCAUUCCCAUGCAUGAUCAUGACCUAAUGACUAUGUGCAUGGACUCAUCUUCCACAUCUUCCGCCUCCAUUCAAGCCAUGGUGGCUGGCGUCAAUAACCAAUUUGAUCCUUUCUCCAUGCUUACUAAUAACGGCCGGUUCGAACUGACUGGGGCAGCUGGUCUGUUUGACAUGCCUACAUGCUUGACACAGGUUGGUAUAAUGGGAGAGGGGAUUUAUGGUGAUUAUGGGAUUUUGGAGAAUCAAAAUAAAUUUGGGCUAGAAAGGGACCUUUGUCUUCCUCCACUAGAGAGUAGCAGAAGCAUUGAAGAGAAGAAGAGUAUUAGUGAUAAUAAUAAUAAUAAUAAUAAUCAUAAUAAUAAUGCUGUAACUAAUGACAGCAUUAUUAGCAUGAAAAGCAAUAUCAACCACAACAGCAACAACUAUAUCCACAACAACAACAACAACCACUUCAAUAAUAAUCUUAAUAAUAAUAAUACUUGCUUCAAUAGCACUGAUCUUCAUCAGAGCUUAAAAGUAGAGGACAUGUUUGGGUUUGAAAAUCAUUGGCAAGGAGAAAACUUAAGAAUGGGAGAAUGGGAUUUAGAAGGUCUGAUGGAAAAUAUUUCUUCCUUUCCUUUUCUUGAUUACCAAGUUGAAUAACUUUAUCAUCUUUCUUUUAAAGCUAUACCCCAAGCCACAUAUAUAUGUCCUAGGAAAUUUUGGGCAUACAUUCUUUUUUCUUCAAAUUACUUUGUUCUUGCUCUCUCUCA
Messenger RNA from Ricinus communis (castor bean), 1605 nucleotides. RefSeq names its product transcription factor MYB83. The record is from RefSeq and is a predicted model, not a curated record. The transcript has 2 exons. Lineage: Eukaryota; Viridiplantae; Streptophyta; Magnoliopsida; Malpighiales; Euphorbiaceae. Bases 392 to 1495 code for a protein of 367 amino acids.